AUGCGAACUCGCCAGGGCUGCCGGACCUGCAAACGGCGCAAGAUUGGCUGUGAUAAGGAAUUUCCAGCGUGUCGAAAUUGUCUUCGUACCGGUAGGCGGUGCUUGGGAUAUGGCAUCCAACUCCGAUGGGAGGAUGAGUACGACGGAAGGCGCAAAGAUAGCCAUCUCAAAGCUCCAACAGACGCUGUCUAUCUCCUGCCCAAACACAAGGAGAACUAUGGACUACAAUUCCUCAAUGUCACAUUCAAGGAUUUGAAGCAUUCGGAACGAUCAAUCGCAUGGUCGCAGCUAAUUUCUCAAAGAGACUACACCUAUCCUUCACCUCGUUGUCUCUCAUCCUGGCCUGAUAUUGCUCACGAUGGCUCGGAUCUUCUAGAAUACUACGAGAGGAGGAUAUCGAGCAUGAUAUGUACGAUUGACAGCAACAAUGGCUUCCGCUUAGACUUACUACCACGUGCACUUUCGCACACAUGCGAAGCAUCUAUAGCAUUACGAAAUGCUAUCUUUGCCGUUUCAUGCUUUCAUAGACUCGGCGUGCAAAAAGCAUUGCCAUUCAAGACAAAAGCCCUUCGCUACCUCUCCUAUUCUCUAGCAGGGGAAGAAGCACUAAGACAUCCUGGAGUCGUAGAAACCCAACUCGCCGCAUCCCUGAUGCUUUGUGUCUAUAGUAUAUUCGAUGAGACCGAAGGAAACUGGCACCUUCACCUGAACGGAGCCAAGAACAUUCUACGGCGGCUUGAUACUUCUAAAUCCGGCGGCCGCACAUCUAGUUUCCUUUAUACCUGGUUUCUCUAUCAUGAAGUGCUUGGUGGCUGUAGCCAACACCGUAGCCGACUCUCCGACGGGUCACCUUCAAUGUCGGGUUUUCUUUCUCCAACAUUUGACAAAACAGAGAUCAUCGGGUCACUAGGCUUCUCUUUGGAGCUACUUGACGCGAUUCACAGAAUAAACUUCUUACGGGAUAAUUUACCCAGUCGAACGUACACAACGGAGUUUGAUGAUCUCGAAUCACAGUUAUUACGAUUGAAUCAAUACGCAAAUAUAGACAAAGCGAGUCAAAUCCAGGGCCAAGCGGCCAGAAUUUUGUCCACAGCUGAGUUUUAUCGCAUAGCGACAUUGAUUUACCUUUUACAAGUCAUCCCUGGCUCUGAAAACGCAACUCGCAGAUCUUCGUACGUCGAUCUUGGAUUUCGGGUCUUGAUAUCCCUGCCGAUUUGUACUAGCCCCUGGCCGCUGUUUGUGUUGGCUUGCGAGGCACAGUCGGACAAGCAUAGAAUUGAAAUUCUACACAGCUUGGAUCAGAUGGAUCAGAAUCGGAAAAUCGGUAAUGUUUUUGUCAUCAGAAACAUCAUUGAAACGCUAUGGAACCAGCAAGAUCUUCAGGCUGAUGUGGACAAUAACUCACAAUUCAAAUGGUGGCAGAUGGCGGCACUCAAUAGCAACACGCCUUGGUUUAUUUGA
Talaromyces marneffei is the source of this 1461-nucleotide messenger RNA. RefSeq lists its product as uncharacterized. Gene Ontology annotation, cellular component: nucleus. The transcript has 5 exons. NCBI's taxonomy places the organism in Eukaryota, Fungi, Ascomycota, Eurotiomycetes, Eurotiales, Trichocomaceae. The record is from RefSeq and is a predicted model, not a curated record. The coding region runs from base 1 to 1461 and encodes 486 amino acids. Gene Ontology annotation, molecular function: transcription cis-regulatory region binding; DNA-binding transcription factor activity, RNA polymerase II-specific; zinc ion binding. Gene Ontology annotation, biological process: positive regulation of transcription by RNA polymerase II.